GAUGGCGGAGUCAACGGUGGUCGAAACUAUUCAUCAAAUUCCGACAUCAACGUACAGAUUUUGUUAUAGAGGCGACAAAAAAAUUCUGCCGCCAAUUAAGUACUACCAGGUUAAGUCUAUCGUCCAUCGGUAUGCCAGACAACAACCACCGAGACAGUUUCCUAUAGAGCCAAUUACACCACAUAGAAUUAUUCAGGAGGAUCCAGGGCCAGCUCUGGGAUUAGGGACGAAGGGUUCAAAUACACAACAAUAUCUAGAACCGAAAACUAUAACACAAACUCCUACACCACAGGACAUAUCUAUAGUCAGACCAAAAAGCUCUGACAAAACAAAACAUAAUGGCAGAAAAAGUCGCGCUGAGAAGUUACAAUCAGCUGGUUCGAAGAAAGCAAGUCUUUUUCAAACAAAGUUUGGUCAUAUGGAUUCCAAUCUGGUUAAUUCAUUGGUUCACAAAUAUCAAUGGACGUCUGCCACCAAACAAGCUAAUGGUGAAGCGUGUCUACCAGUCAUGAAAGUUACACCGCCUACAUCUGUUAUAGAGAAGAAGGCAGAUAUGAUACGUCUCAGUGGACAACGAUACGAGUCUUCAGUCGAAGAUUGGCAAAAUGCUGUGUUGUGGGACAGGAUACAACUUAGAGGUUGUGUGUUUCAUGAAGAUCUCAAGGAGAAGUCAAUUGGUAUGCCAGAAAGAAUCUUAUUGAAAAGGAUAAAUGAAGGAAAACUUACAGAGAAAAGACCAAGAAUAAAUUCUCCUAAAAUUAGAAAGCUUGUAGAAGAUAACAAAAUUCACAAAAUCUACGUGCGUCAAUGUCCUGGAUAUGCUGGCUUUAUUCCUCGACAACCACCUAAAAUAGAAAUGGAACGGGAACCAGAGCGACCACAUAUGACCAGUGUCAUGAAGUCUUCGUACAGGGAAUUGCCAGAUAAAGAGUAUAGACCACAAAAUUUUGCGAGGAAAGGACCAAUGUCUAAGACUGUUACACUUACUUAUCCGUUCAAUCCAUUCAACAAAGUCACGUGUGAACCAGUGUUAAUGAAAUCAUACACGCCAUGAUUUUAUAGAAUGGCAGUGUUUAAAACAAAAUGAAGUAAUAAUACAGAAGAACAUUUCCAUUCAAUGACAAAGUUUCCCAGUGUAUAUCGUGUUACGUUGAACUUCAUUAAAUUUUUAUAUUGA
Mytilus californianus (California mussel) is the source of this 1177-nucleotide messenger RNA. RefSeq lists its product as uncharacterized. The coding region runs from base 2 to 1054 and encodes 350 amino acids. The transcript is spliced from 6 exons. NCBI's taxonomy places the organism in Eukaryota, Metazoa, Mollusca, Bivalvia, Mytilida, Mytilidae. The record is from RefSeq and is a predicted model, not a curated record.